AUGACUACCUCUCCAACCCUGCAGCUGUUGCUGCGGCUCUUGCUGUGGGGGCUGCUGCUACGGAGGGCGGAGACAGGCUCUGAGAAGCAGACAGCGGGGGAGCUAUACCAGCGCUGGGAACGGUACCGCAAGGAGUGCCGGGAGACCCUGGCAGCCGCGGAACCGCCCUCAGGCCUCGCGUGUAACGGGUCCUUCGAUAUGUACGUCUGCUGGGACUAUGCUGCACCUAACGCCACUGUCCGUGCGUCCUGCCCCUGGUACCUGCCCUGGUACCGCCACGUGGCUGAAGGUUUUGUCCUCCGCCAGUGUGGCAGUGAUGGCCAGUGGGGACUUUGGAGAGAUCAUACACAAUGUGAGAACCCAGAGAAGAAUGAGGCCUUUCUGGACCAAAGGCUCAUCUUGGAGCGGCUGCAGGCCAUGUACACCGUUGGCUAUUCCCUGUCUCUCGCCACACUGCUGCUAGCCCUGCUCAUCUUGAUUUUGUUCAGGCGGCUGCAUUGCACUAGAAACUAUAUCCACAUCAACCUGUUUGCGUCUUCCAUGCUGCGAGCAGCGGCCAUUCUCAGCCGAGAUCGUCUACUGCCUCAACCUGGCCCCUACCCUGGGGACCAGGCCCCUGCACUGUGGAACCAGGCCCUCGCUGCCUGCCGCACGGCCCAGAUCGUGACGCAGUACUGCGUGGGUGCCAACUACACGUGGCUGCUGGUGGAGGGCGUCUACCUGCACAGUCUCCUGGUGCUCGUGGGCGGCUCCGAGGAGGGCCACUUCCGCUGCUACCUGCUCCUCGGCUGGGGUGAGCCCCGACCUCGUCCCCCGCCCAACCCAGCGCGCCACUCCUCGGCUCCCCCAACUGCCCAGCUGGUUGGCCUCUGGGGGUCUCCUCCCACCUGUAGGCUUCUGCCUCCCCAACCCCCAACAGAAAUUCCGCGGGUCUUGGGCCUGGCGGGGCCCGUACGCGCGCUGACAGCUGCGGCGGGGUGGGGGGGCGGGAUCGGGGUCUGCACAGGGGCCCCCGCGCUUUUCGUCAUUCCCUGGGUGAUCGUCAGGUACCUGUACGAGAACACGCAGUGCUGGGAGCGCAACGAAGUCAAGGCCAUUUGGUGGAUCAUACGGACCCCCAUCCUCAUGACCAUUUUGAUUAAUUUCCUCAUUUUUAUCCGCAUUCUUGGCAUUCUCCUGUCCAAGCUGAGGACACGGCAAAUGCGCUGCCGGGAUUACCGGCUGAGGCUGGCUCGCUCCACGCUAACGCUGGUGCCCCUGCUGGGUGUCCACGAGGUGGUGUUUGCUCCCGUGACCGAGGAACAGGCCCGGGGAGCCCUGCGCUUCGCCAAGCUCGGCUUUGAGAUCUUCCUCAGCUCCUUCCAGGGCUUCCUGGUCAGCGUCCUCUACUGCUUCAUCAACAAGGAGGUGCAGUCGGAGAUCCGCCGUGGCUGGCACCACUGCCGCCUGCGACGCAGCCUGGGCGAGGAGCAGCGCCACCUCCCGGAGUGCGUCUCCCGGGCCCUGCGCUCCAGCUCCGGCCCCGUCGAGGUCCCUACCGGCCGCGCCUUGUCCUCGGGGACCCUCCCAGGGCCCAGGAAUGAGGCCAGCAGGGUGUUAGAAAGUUACUGCUAGGGGGCCGGAUCCCUAUAUCUGUUCGGUUAGCAUGGAUUGAUUGAGUUCCUACCGUGUGCCAGGCCCAGUAUGGAGGACGCUGGGGAAACGGUGAAGGAAACGGAAAAAAGGUCCCUGCCCUCCUGGAGAUGACAACUGAAUGGGGAAAACACCGUGAACACAAAACACCAAGUUCCACACAUGCUGUGGCAUGGUUAUGAAGGGAAGUGAGAAGGGGGCCUAGAGGGAUCUGGGAGGCCCUCUCCAAGGAGGUGACAUUUAAGCCAUACCAGAAAGAGGUGAAGGAGAUCACUUUGGGAAGAGCUGGAGAACAGGAUUCUAGGGUGAAGCAACAGCAUAUGCGAAGGCUCUGGGGCAGGAAGGUGCUCGGCCUUGGCUGGAGUAGAAUUAAGUCAGAGCCAACAGAUGGGGAGAGAGAAGUGGGCAGGGACACACAAGUUGGGAUUUUAUUUCAGAUGCAUUGGAGAUUCUUAGGAGUGUCUCUUGGAGGUAAUAUUUUAUUUUAUUUAUUUAUUUUUUAAGAUGCGGUUUCACCCUGAUAGCCAGGCUGGUCUUGAACGCCUG
Messenger RNA from Cebus imitator (Panamanian white-faced capuchin), 2178 nucleotides. It is a transcript of the gene GIPR, whose product is annotated as gastric inhibitory polypeptide receptor. The record is from RefSeq and is a predicted model, not a curated record. NCBI's taxonomy places the organism in Eukaryota, Metazoa, Chordata, Mammalia, Primates, Cebidae. Gene Ontology annotation, cellular component: plasma membrane. Gene Ontology annotation, biological process: cell surface receptor signaling pathway; adenylate cyclase-modulating G protein-coupled receptor signaling pathway. The transcript has 12 exons. Gene Ontology annotation, molecular function: G protein-coupled peptide receptor activity; gastric inhibitory peptide receptor activity; peptide hormone binding. Bases 1 to 1614 code for a protein of 537 amino acids.